GAAGAUUUUGUUGUUACUUACGAGUCACAUCUUCUUAAUUCUCGUCGAUAACGGUUUGUGGGAAUCCCACUCACAGUAUAGCUAGUUGAACCAGUUGAGCAUUAACGGUGAGAGCAUGCGUACCUGAUUCAUCCAUUUGAACUACCCCCUAAUGAAAUAUGUACAUCACAUAUUCCAUAUUAUUAUAUUUCCUCGUUUGUGACUCAUUACCUUCCAUACUUGCUCAAGCUGUAUCGCACAUCGGCCCCUUUUUAUCACCAAAUUCUAGUGCACCUGUGCUUGAACUUACAGAAAGCACCACCGCAUCCUCGUUCACAGAGAUUAAGACUCGAAUCAGCGUUAAACCUUCUUCUUUUGUUUCUGCUACCUCCACAGAGCUAUUGGAACCCAUCAAUAUAACGGAAACGCUUGAGCCAGGAUUAAGUUCCUCAGAUCUGUCUCAAAUUCUGCCCUCUGAGUCAAAUCCCCGGGCUACUAGUACCACGAUCGAAUGGAUUACUGCCUCAUUACCACCUAGCACCACCACCACUACCAUUACAUUCCCCUUGAUCGAAUCUAAAACUGCUUUAUCUGAAUCUGGGACCUCGGUUUCUGCUUUUACUUCAUCUACCAACACAGGUACUUCUGAGGUCUUUCUGAGUACUCCACAAUUCACUUCUUUGGUAUCUUCAUCAAUCUUGAUCAGUACUAGCACCUCAGCGCUUUCUGUUGCUCUUUCUACAUCCAACUCUGCAAUACUAACUCCAUCUGAAACUGGAAUCUCUGGCAUACCAACGGAAACGCCAUUCUCUUCUGCUGAAUUAAGUAGUAUUGCACCUUCCGCCUCUCUCGGUGCCUUAUCAAGUAGCAUUGAGCCUUUAGCUUCAUCUACUGCCAUAUCCACAACGGAUUUUAGCAUAACAACUUUAUUAAACUAUGAGAGUUCUACACCGGAUUCUAGUACAGCCCUUUUACCUGAAUCAACAAUCUCCUCCACAAUUAUAGCAACUCUAUCUACCAUUCCAAUCAACUCCUCAAUAUUAAGCUCAUCUACCCUUCCUUCGGUCACUACACCUGGUCCGAGCAGUUUUGUGCCUGUUACAACCGUUCCUUCACCUCCAUCAAGAAAUAGUGGGAGUGGUUCAUCCGCACGCGCUUCAGACUCAAAUGAUUCUUCCCUAAGUGCCUCCGGGUCGGGAAAUGGUUCAUCUCCAUCAGAUUCUAUAGCAACUAUUACACCGCAGAUCUUUACAACAUAUUCUGAUACAACAAAUUCAUAUCAAUCUGAGACCUCAACAGCAGAUAUCGACACUGUGCUUUCCACAAAAACUAGUGAUGUACCUUCCAUCAUCGAACCUGCAGCAUCACCCACAGGCAUCUCACCUGGCACAGACCCUAUUGGUACUAAGCCCACCAGCAGUACAGGAUUAGCACUAUCAUCCAGUGAGAUCGUCAGUUCGAAGACUCUGUCUGGAUUUGACACUUCUACAAAAAACUCUAGUACAACUCAGGUUAACACAGAACCGUAUUCUGGAGCGAGCCACACCCUCUGCCCAUCAACGACUGGAAUUAUCAGUUCAACGUUAGACACUUCUACCACCACAGCUCCUACUUUGACUGAUUUGGUACCGUCAUCAUCACUAAUAGAUGAGACCAUUAGCAGUGACAAUGAAUCGCUUAUCAGUACUACCAGUGGCUCGAUAUCAGGUUUCUUUAUCGAAUCGCUCCCUACCGUGACCCCAAUAAUCAUUUCUACAACCGCAAUCUCUACCAAUCCGACUCCGGUACCUCAAUCUAACAUGGAAUCAACUGCACAGUCUCUUUCCGUCCCGUCUGUUCCUGUCACUGUCAACUUUGUUCCAGGAGAUAUGGCGGAAUCAAAAACAACAACAUACCUAAGCUCAGUUUAUACACUUAUUCAAGUUUACACCAGAUCCCCUACAUCCAGUGUGAUAGAGUCAAGUAGCAGUCCCAUCCUUCCGAAUUAGUCGGACCGCACGGAUGUUACUCGCUCCAGAAAUUAGGACAUCUAGAUUCUUCUGUCAACCCUCCGCAUCAUAUGCUAGUGGAAUAUUCAAUCCGGGAUUUAUCACUUGUCAAACCACGGACUGGGACAUUCCUGUCACUGUUUUAAACCUCGGAAAAUUGACAAGUGAUCUGGGAUCCUCAAUUGUAUGGAUCGUCGAGAAACAAUAGAACAUGACACCUUCCUUCAAAGUUAAGCCGCAAUCCUCUACAGGUCCACAAACAUACAGCUCUUGGAAUCGACGAUGAUGAUAGAAAGGACGUGAUAUCUGUAUAUCGGCCUGGUGAAUGAGACAUAGACUGAUUACGACUAGUGAGAGAGAAGAAAGCUCGCAAACUGUGCUGUAGGCUUUGGAUUGUGGCCUUCGACUAUGAACACGUUUUCUUUGCUUUCAAUUUGCUUUCAAGGUGCGUAAAUGAUUAAUUGAGACAAUGAUUUUUGAGAGGCAUUAGUCUAGUUGGGGCGUUGGACUUUCAAUUAGCUUGAAUUUAUACUGCGGAGAUUUUAUCACUUUUAUAUCCAAGAAAAUGAUCAGUUA
Messenger RNA from Botrytis cinerea B05.10, 2543 nucleotides. RefSeq lists its product as hypothetical. NCBI's taxonomy places the organism in Eukaryota, Fungi, Ascomycota, Leotiomycetes, Helotiales, Sclerotiniaceae. The transcript has a single exon. Bases 159 to 1967 code for a protein of 602 amino acids. The record is from RefSeq and is a predicted model, not a curated record.